AUGGGAUCAAGUUCAGCACCACUUUUGGUUAAGAUAUUGAUAUGCAGUGUUUGUAUGGUUUUGUUAAAUAUGAAUGGAUCAAAAGGGUGUUUGGAGAAAGAAAGAUUAGGUUUGUUGGAGAUCAAAGACUACUUUGGCUCUAGUGAUUACGGGCACAUCGAAGUUCUUCCAUCAUGGGUUGAUGAUAAAGGGGCUAAUUGUUGUGGGUGGGAACGUGUUCAUUGCAAUACUAAACGUGUCACGCAUCUCAUUCUUGAAGAUCUUCCUGCAUUGAUUCAAACGCCUAUGAAUUUUUCGUUAUUGCUUCCUUUUGAACAAUUACAGUUUCUUGAUUUCUCAGCUGUCUAUUUUAAUGGCUCCCUUGGAAUUGAAGGAUAA
This is a messenger RNA of Abrus precatorius (Indian licorice), 378 nucleotides long. RefSeq names its product receptor-like protein 14. Bases 1 to 378 code for a protein of 125 amino acids. The transcript is spliced from 2 exons. The record is from RefSeq and is a predicted model, not a curated record. NCBI's taxonomy places the organism in Eukaryota, Viridiplantae, Streptophyta, Magnoliopsida, Fabales, Fabaceae.